AUGUCAUCGAAGCCUUCAUCAUCAUCGUCAUCACCAUCAACAACAAGUGAAGGAGGUAUCCGACUCUUCUCUCAAAAUGAGAGUAAAGCUUGGGCUGAAAAGUUCUUUUUAAUUUACGGACCAAUUUGGAUGUCAUACUUUUUCUAUUUAAUUUACUUUGAAAUUUAUGAUAAUGCAUCAAGAAUGGAAUGGACAAUGUAUGGUGUAAUUAUGGCUACUCCAUGUUUCUUAUAUCCAUUAUUAUUCCCUGGUAAGGCUGAUCGUAAUCUUCCGAUUACUGAAAGAUAUUGGUUCAAGGCUAAUAUUUGGGUUUUCAUCUUUAAUUUUGUUGGAAAUUACUUUUGGACUCAUUACUUUUAUAAUCUUUUAGGUGCAACAUAUACUAUGGAUACUCAUCGUAUUAAUGAUGUUCCAUAUUUGAUGUUUUUAUGUACUCAAGCUUAUUUCACUUUCUAUUUCUCAUUGAGUAAUGUUCUUUUGAGAAUUAUUUAUACUGCAUGGAGAAAUCCAUCAACUUCUAGAAGCAUUUUCAUUUGUCUUUUCAUUUUGGCUUUCUCUUACUUUACUGCUUUUAUGGAAACUUAUACCAUUCAAUAUUUCAAGUAUUACACUUUCAAGAAUAGAGAUAUGAUGUACAAAGUUGGUUCAAUUGUCUAUGGUAUUUACUUUAUUGUUGGUUUCCCAAUGUAUUAUAGAAUGGAUGAAGAGGAAACAAAGAAAAAGUUCUCAACUUUCAAAUGUUGUGUUGAAAGUUUGGGCGCAUGCAUGUUAGUUACAAUUUUGCUUGAUUUUUGGAGAUUGUUUGUUGGUGGUAUUGUUGAAAAUGUUCCUCAAUGCGUUCCAUGGAUGUAAAAUUAGUGUGGAAUUAAAUCAAUUUAUUUAUU
Messenger RNA from Naegleria gruberi, 884 nucleotides. RefSeq names its product CPI1-like protein. Gene Ontology annotation, molecular function: cycloeucalenol cycloisomerase activity. The record is from RefSeq and is a predicted model, not a curated record. Lineage: Eukaryota; Heterolobosea; Eutetramitea; Acrasida; Naegleriidae. Bases 1 to 852 code for a protein of 283 amino acids. The transcript has a single exon.